Molecule: messenger RNA, 3293 nt
Organism: Anopheles arabiensis
Lineage: Eukaryota; Metazoa; Arthropoda; Insecta; Diptera; Culicidae
Product: bumetanide-sensitive sodium-(potassium)-chloride cotransporter-like
Exons: 7
Coding region: 1-3195 (1064 amino acids)
Biological process (GO): potassium ion homeostasis; chloride transmembrane transport; chloride ion homeostasis
Cellular component (GO): membrane
Molecular function (GO): sodium:potassium:chloride symporter activity
Source: RefSeq, a predicted model, not a curated record
AUGGUGUGGGACCAGUACGGUAUAGUGAGCGUAACCCAUCGUGUGCUAGGCUCGUUAAGAAGGCCGAAAAGCGUACGCCCGGGUGAGAAUGGUGCUAACAAUGUACAGAACGGUGAGCGCCGUAAGACACCGAACGGAACGCCGCCAACUGAUGUGCCGAAGGUCAUCUUUACCGUAGACGAUGAGCAAAGCUGGACCUCGAUCGAUCUUGAGUCGGGGUACGACGAUCGUACGCCAAACGGUGCCGACAGUGCGCACGAUGCCGACCACCAUCUGACCACGGAUCCCCUUCCACGGCUGGAGCAUUACCGCACCUCACAGAAAGCGAUCCGGCGGCCCUCGAUCGGCGAGCUGCACGGUGAUCUCGACGAGCAGGACACGGAUGCAAACGAUAGGAAUGAUUCGUGUCAAACCGGCCCAGACCAUGACGGCAUCCGGCUCGGCUGGGUGCAGGGUGUGCUCAUACCCUGCCUGCUCAACAUCUGGGGCGUGAUGCUGUUCCUGCGCCUCAGCUGGGUCGUCGCGCUGGCCGGCAUUCUCGAAACGCUGCUCAUCAUUGGCCUCUCGUAUCUGGUGUGCGUGAUAACGACCCUGUCCCUGUCGGCAAUGUGCACGAACGGGCAGGUGAAGGGCGGCGGCAUCUACUAUCUCAUAUCGCGCUCGCUCGGUCCCGAGUUCGGCGGUGCGGUCGGGAUCGUGCUCGCCUUCUCCAACUCCGUCUCGGCCUCGAUGAACACGAUCGGGUUUUGCAGCUCUCUCAACCAGCUGCUCGCAAGCUUUGGAGUGAAAAUCUUCGACGGUGGCGUCAACGAUAUGCGGCUCGUCGGCACGCUAACGAUCCUGCUGAUGGUGAUCAUCUGUGCGGUCGGGAUGGACUGGGAAGCGAAGGCACAGAAUGUGCUGGUCGUUGCGAUCGUGCUCGCGAUCGGUGGCUUCACGGUGGGUGUGCUGCUCGGGCCACGCACCGAUGCCGACCGGGCGAAAGGAUUUACCGGCCUGUCCGGGGAGCGGUUCGUCGACAACCUUGGCCCGGACUACCGGCACAGCGAGGGCAUCGAGCAGGACUUUUUCAGCGUGUUCGGCAUAUUCUUCCCGAGCGUGACGGGCGUCCAGGCGGGGGCCAACAUUUGCGGCGAGCUGAAGGACCCGGCCACGGCCAUACCGAAGGGGACGCUGCUGGCGCUGCUCAUUUCCGGCCUGUCGUACGUUGCCUUCGUACUGCUGGCCGGUUCGGCCAGCUACCGGGAUGCAUCGGGCGAUCUGGCCGAUCUGGUCAAUGGUACGUUCGGUCGCUGUAGCUCCGGACCCCAGGAGCCCUGCCGCUACGGGCUGCACAACGACUACAACAUCAUGCAGCUGAUGGCCGUGUCCGGUGCGCUUAUCUAUGCCGGUUGCUUUGCCGCCACGCUCUCGACAGCGCUCACGAACCUGACGUCCGUGCCGCGCAUCAUUCAAGCGCUCGGGACGGACCGGCUCUACCCGGGGCUGACGUACUUCGCGCAAGGGUUCGGCAAGCGGAACGAACCGUACCGCAGCUAUGCGCUCGUGCUGUGCGUCUCGGUGCUGUUUGUGCUGCUCGCCAACCUGAACCUGCUGGCACCGCUCAUCACCAACUUUUAUCUCGCCUCGUACGCGCUCAUCAACUUUUGCACGUUUCACGCGGCCACGGUAAAGCCGAUCGGUUGGCGACCGACGUUCCGGUACUACAACCAGUGGGUCAGCCUGCUCGGGACGGUGCUGUGCGUGCUGAUCAUGUUCCUGAUCGACAUCAUCUCGACCGGCGUGACGAUGGUGCUGAUCUUUGUGCUGCAUCUGGCCGUCAUCUACCGCAAGCCGGACGUGAACUGGGGCUCGACCACGCAGGCGCAAAGCUACAAGAGUGCGCUGUCCGCCGCGCUCAAGCUGCAGUGCGUGGGCGACCACGUGAAGAACUAUCACCCGUCGGUGCUGGUGCUGACCGGGCAGCCGGCCACCCGGCCCGCCCUGAUCGAGCUGGCGCACCAGAUCACGAAGCGCCAGGCGCUGCUGAUCGUGGGUGACGUGGUGCGGGACCGGCUGUCGCACCGGAAGCGUGAGCUGCGGUCGCGCGACUGUCGCAGCUUUAUGGAGCUGCGCAAGAUCGAGGGCUUCUAUCAGCUGAUCGAUGGCAUCGGGCUGGAGAAGGGGGUGCGCGCGUUAAUACAGACGUCCGGGGUGGGCAAGCUGUCGGCCAACAUUGUGCUGGUGGGGUACAAGGCGGACUGGAUGCGGUGUCCGGUGCAGGAGCUACAGACGUACUACAAUGUGCUGAACGAUGUGUUCGACAAUCGGAUGUCAUUGGCCGUGUUGCGACUGCCGAAUGGGUUGGAUUUGUCCUACCUAACAUCGGACGGACCUUCGAACACCGGCGGCAGUCUGGGCACGAUCGCGAACGAUUCCUUGUCGAGCCUGCAGCAGCAUAUCAUUGACGCCUCCGCAGCCCAUCAAACCACCAACAAGCUCAUGUACGUCGAUUCCAACCUUGGAUUCCAGGGCGCCGGGAAGGUGGGCCGAACGGAAAGCCCUUCCAACACGAGCCGUGAAAGCAUCGCGUGCUCGACGCGGGCCGAGUCCUGUCUGCCGCUCGAACUGCACGACCGGCUGAACGUGUUCCGGCACAAACAACCGAAGGGUACGAUCGAUGUCUGGUGGCUGUAUGAUGACGGUGGGCUUACCAUGCUCAUACCCUACAUCCUCUCGAUGCGCUCCAAGUGGGCCGACUGCAAGGUGCGCGUGUUUGCCCUCACCAACCAGCAGCGGGAGCUGGAGCUGGAGCAGAAGAACAUGGCAAACCUGCUGGCGAAGCUACGGAUCGACUACUCCUCGCUCAUCAUGCUGCAGGACGUCACGCAACCGCCCCGGCCGGAAACGGUCCAGCUGCACCAGCAGCUGCUGAAAAGCUUCGACCAUCUGCCGGCCCAUCUGACGCCACCCGAGCUAAGCUCGCCGGAGCGGGUUGCGCUGGCGGAAAAGACCCAUCGCCAGCUGCGGCUAAGGGAGAUGCUGCUGGAGCAUUCGCUCGAGGCACGCUUGAUCGUGAUGUCCAUGCCGAUGCCAAGGAUGGGUACCGUUUCGGCCUCGCUGUACAUGUCCUGGUUGGAGAUGCUGUCCAAGGACAUGCCACCGAUGUUGCUCGUGCGCGGCAACCAGACUUCAGUAUUGACGUUCUACUCCUAGGUGCGGUGCUUUGCGAGUCGAGAGAACUUUCGGUUUAAUGCUUCUGUACACUAAAAUAGAUGUUAACUAAUGGCAAUUAAAAUGGGACGCAAAUGGAA